CGGAACGUACCUCUACCAUCAACGCCGUUUGUUAUAUGCCCGAGCCGCCCCGUCUCCGUCGCCGCACCCAUUAACCACCACCCAUCCGCCCAUCACUCCCCCUUUUUCUCCCCACCUCGCUCUCUUCUUUCCCCUUCUUCUUUUGUGCGAGUUCUACCAAGCCGAAUUCGGUUUUUACCAAUCUUUCUUUUGGGUUCUGCUUCUACCAUUUUUCCUUCCAAGGAAUCCAACAAGCAAGGAUGUACGCCCUCCGCCCAACCCUCCGCCGCUCCGCCGCCGCAGCCCUCACCCACUCCAAAAACCACAACUACGGCAUGACGCCCGGCCCGCUGGCUCUCCUACCGCCCAUCUAUUUGUAUAGGCGCUUGCUUCGCGCGCACAGAAAAUACUUGCCAAGGGAGAUGCGGCUGUUGGGGGAUGAGUAUGUCAAGGCCGAGUUUCGGGCGCAUCGGAGUGUGGAUAAUCCGGCGCAUUUGAUCGGCUUCCUCACAGAGUGGCAACUCUACGCCCAAAAAAUCGAAGGAAACUCGUGGGUAGGCGAAAAGUUGGACAAGGGCAAGGUUGAAAAGAUGAGCGACGAGCAAAUCGGUCAACUAUACGAACUCAUGCAAGCUAUCCAAAAGCGCGGAACCGAAGGGGAUCUUGAGGACGGUGACGGUGGAGAGUCCGGUCAAAAGUCGCAAUGAUCGCUGUAAUUAAAGGUUUUAUGUUUCGAUAAGUGUACGGCUUGUUUCUGUUCUUUGUGUUCAAGUAUUUGUACAACUAAGCUAUCUAAAUCAAACGCUUAUGAGGAAGUCAAGUACACGAG
Molecule: messenger RNA, 808 nt
Organism: Neurospora crassa OR74A
Lineage: Eukaryota; Fungi; Ascomycota; Sordariomycetes; Sordariales; Sordariaceae
Product: acetate non-utilizing protein 9
Exons: 3
Coding region: 240-686 (148 amino acids)
Biological process (GO): mitochondrial respiratory chain complex II assembly; succinate metabolic process
Cellular component (GO): mitochondrion; mitochondrial intermembrane space
Source: RefSeq, a predicted model, not a curated record